Aspergillus melleus is the source of this 1461-nucleotide messenger RNA. RefSeq lists its product as uncharacterized. Lineage: Eukaryota; Fungi; Ascomycota; Eurotiomycetes; Eurotiales; Aspergillaceae. Bases 1 to 1461 code for a protein of 486 amino acids. The record is from RefSeq and is a predicted model, not a curated record. The transcript is spliced from 6 exons. Gene Ontology annotation, molecular function: hydrolase activity, acting on carbon-nitrogen (but not peptide) bonds.
AUGUCGCAGAUUUCGUGGAUGUCACCGGACUAUCCCUUCGUCAAGUAUGACGGACCUCCUCGCAACAUCGCCUACAUCGAUCAACUGGAGUUCGACCCUCAGAUCCAGCCUGUAAACUACGAGAUUUCCGGUACAGCUUCGUCUUCGAAAGUACUCAUCUUGGACGUCGAGAUCUUGGAGGCCACUGGCCGGGAGCCUUAUCGAGGAGAUGUUCUCAUUGUGGGCCAAAAGUUCGCACAUGUGGGCACGGUCCCCAACAAAGAGCAACUCUUAGCCGAUACAAAAGUGCGGGUCUUCCAUGGGAGAGGCCGCACACUGAUGCCAGGACUCGGGGAUGCCCACACUCAUUUCACAUGGAACGGAGGCGACUUAGAUCGUCUGGGCAAACUCGGCGUCGAAGAGCAUACACUUCUUACUGCGAGAAGCGCGGAAUGUUUCUUGGAUUCCGGUUACACUAUGUGUUUCGGAGCCGCAUCUGCUAAGAAACGUCUGGAUGUUGUCAUAAGGGACGCUAUCAACGCAGGCGAUAUCCCUGGCCCGCGAUUCCUGGCAAAUGGUCAGGAAAUGGCCCGAAGGGGAGGGGAGCUAGUCGGAGGAAUCACUGCCUAUGCGGAUGGUGAGACUGAAAUGAGAGACGUUAUCCGUGAACAUAUUGAUCUUGGAGUGGACCAGGUCAAACUGUCGAUGUCCGGAGAAUCGAUCACGGAGGUUCGAGAUGCUGAGGAUUGCUAUUUCACCCCAGAGGAAACGGCUGCAUGUGUUGACGAGGCCCAUAAACAUAAGAAGCGCGUUUGCUCUCACGCGCGAGCCAGAGACUCUGUCCAGCAAAGUAUUGAUUUUGGCGUGGAUGUGAUUUAUCAUGCAUCCUAUAUCGACGAGAAAGGCAUGGAUACCCUCGAGAAGAAUAGAUCCAAGCAUGUCGUAGCACCAGCCAUUAAUUGGUUGAUAGCCACCCUUCAUGACGCUGUGAUGUUCGGCUAUACAACAGAGAAGGCUGAACAGGUCGGGUACCAGAAGGAACUCGAUGCAGCUGAUCGUGCCAUACGGGAGAUGCAUCGAAGAGGAAUAGUCAUACUUCCAGGAGGCGAUUACGGGUUUGCUUGGACACCACAUGGCACCUAUGCGCGAGACCUUGCUCACUUUGUUGACCGUUUCGGCUUCACGCCACACGAGUCAAUUAUUGCAGCAACUUACGGCAUGGCUAAAUUGUUCAUGCGGUCUGAUGAAAUGGGCCAAAUCAAAGAAGGUAAUUAUGCGGAUUGUUUAGUUGUCGACGGAGAUCCAUUGAAAGACAUUUCAAUCCUGCAAGAUCAUGAUAAGUUGAACAUAAUCAUGAUCAAUGGUCGCGUUCACAAGGCAGGAGUGAAGGAGUACAUUCCUCCGAUUCAGGAUCCCACUGGUGUGCACUACAAGACGAAUGAGAUGCUUCCAAUGGAACGAACCAUUCCGCUCGUGUCAUGA